GUUGGAGCGGCUGCAGCGCAUCGUCAGCAAGCUGCAGAUGGAGUCGGGGCUCUGCGAGGAGCAGCUCAACCAGGCGGACACCCUGCUGCAGUCGGACAUCCGGCUGCUGAACGCCGGGAAGCCGCCGCAGAAGGCGGCCGAGAUCGAGCGGGACCUGGACAAGGCGGAUGCCAUGAUCCGGCUGCUCUUCAACGACGUGCAGACCCUCAAGGACGGGCGGCACCCGCAAGGGGAGCAGAUGUACCGCAGGUACGGCCCGACACAGCUCUCGCCGGGACCCCGCAAUGCCUACCGCGAGUGCCUGGGCAAGCUGGACCUGCAGUACGCCAAGCUGCUGAACUCCUCCAAGGCUCGCCUGCGGCACCUGGAGAGCCUGCACGGCUUCGUGAGUGCUGCCACCAAGGAGCUGAUGUGGCUCAACGAGAAGGAGGAGGAGGAGGUGAACUUCGACUGGAGCGACCACAACCCCAACAUGAUGGCCAAGAAGGAGAACUACUCGGGUCUGAUGCGGGAGCUGGAGCUGAGGGAGCGGAAAAUCAAAGAGAUCCAGAGCACUGGGGACCGGCUGCUGCGGGAGGAGCACCCGGGCAGGCAGACAGUGGAGGCCUUCCAAGCGGCUCUGCAGACCCAGUGGAGCUGGAUGCUCCAGCUGUGCUGCUGCAUCGAGGCCCACCUGAAGGAGAACACCGCCUACUUCCAGUUCUUCGCCGACGUGAAGGAGGCUGAGGACUUCCUCAGGAAGAUGCAGGAGAACAUGAAAAAGAAAUACUCCUGCGACCGCAGCAUCACGGUCACACGCCUGGAGGACCUGCUGCAGGACUCCCUUGACGAGAAGGAGCAGCUCGCCGAGUACCAGGGGCACCUGGCCGGGCUGGCCAAGCUGGAGAUCACAGUGCACAAGAACGAUGAGUGUGCCCUGCUCAGCAACGCCCAGCCCUACAAGUGGAAGGUGCUCAGCGCCGCCGGCAGCGAGUCCAUAGUGCCCUCCGUGUGCUUCCUCGUGCCCCCGCCCAACCGGGAGGCGCUGGAUGCCGUGCACAGGCUGGAGGCCACCCAUCAGCACCUCCUCACACUCUGGCACCAACUGCACGUGGACAUGAAGAGCCUCCUGUCCUGGCAGUAUCUGAUCCGGGACAUCCAGCAGAUCCAGUCCUGGUCACACGUUACGUUCCGCACCAUGCAGGUGGACGAGUACCGGCAGAUCCUGCGCACCCUGGAGACGCACUACCAGGAUUUCAUGCGCGACAGCCAGGACUCCCAGAGCUUCCAGCCCGACGACCGGCUGCACAUAGAGCGCGAGUACAACGCCUGCGUCCAGAAGUACGAGCUGCUGCUGCGCAGCCAGGAGAAAGGAGAGCAGGACGAGUCCCUGUGCAAGAACUACAUCUCCCAGCUGAAGGACAUCCGGCUGCAGCUGGAGAGCUGUGAGACCCGCACCAUCCACAAGAUUCGCCUGCCCCUCGAGAAGGACCCGGUCAAGGAGUGUGCCCAGCGCAUCACCGAGCAGCAGCAAAUCCACCUGGAGCUGGAGGGCAUCAAGAAGAACUUGGACAAGGUCAGCGAGAAGACGGAGAAGGUGCUGGCCCAGCCAGAGCAGGCCAGCUCAGCCCCUGUCUUGCGCUCGGAGCUGGAGAUCACCUUGCAGAAGAUGGACCAGGUGUACAGCCUCUCCAGCAUCUACCUGGAAAAGCUGAAGACUAUCAACCUGGUGAUCCGCAGCACACAGGGGGCAGAAGAGCUGGUCAAGAAGUACGAGGACCAGCUGAAGAAUGUGCAGACUGUGCCGUCCGACCUCAAGGAACUGGAGGCCAGCAAGGCCGAGCUGAAGCGGCUGCGUGCGCAGGUGGAGGGGCAUCAGCCCCUCUUCAGCACUCUGGAAACCGACCUGAGCAAGGCUAAGGAUGUCAACGAGCGGAUGGUGAGAGGCCACAGCGAGCGGGACGUGGACCUGGAUCGCUACCGGGAGAAAGUUCAGCAGCUGCUGGAGCGCUGGCAGGCCAUCCUGACCCAGAUCGACCUGCGCCAGCGUGAGCUGGACCAGCUGGGCCGCCAGUUGCGGUACUACCGCGAGAGCUGCGAUGGGCUGCUCCAGUGGAUCCAGGACGCCAAGCAGCGGCAGGAGAAAAUCCAGGCAGUGCCCAUCACAGACAGCAAGACCGUGCGGGAGCAGCUCCUGCAGGAGAAGAAACUCUUGGAAGAGUGCGAUCGCAAUAAGGAGAAGGUGGAGGAGUGCCAGCGCUAUGCCAAGCAGUACAUAGAUGCCAUCAAGGAUUACGAGCUGCAGCUGGUGACCUUCAAGGCACAGGUGGAGCCGGUGGCUUCUCCUGCCAAGAAGCCCAAAGUGCAGUCUGCGUCUGACAGCAUCAUCCAGGAGUAUGUGGACUUGCGAACACGGUACAGCGAGCUGCCCACGCUCACCAGCCAGUACAUCAACAUGAAGCUGUGCUCGGGCGCCGCGGGACCUGGUCUCCUCGGUUGUUCUGUCUUGCUCGUGGGGAGACCCAGGGACCUGAAGCCAUUCCAUGCGCAUCCUCCAGCCCUUCUGCCCUGGACCAUCCCGUGUCUCGGUGGCGUGUGGUUGUGGUUGGCGUUUACGCCGUGGCUCGGUCGUAUUUGUUGUGAUUUCUCUCUUCCCCUUCUCUAUUUUCUCUGCACUCUCUUCCCCCUCCAGAAAGCAGCCGAGAAGCUGAAGGAGGAGGAGAGGAAGCGGCUGGCGGAGGUGGAGGCCCAGCUGGAGAAGCAGAGGCAGCUGGCUGAGGCCCAUGCCAAAGCCAAGGCACAGGCAGAGGCGGAGGCGCGGGAGCUGCAGCUCUGCAUGCAGGAGGAGGUCACCCGGCGGGAGGUGGUGGCUGUGGAUGCCGAGCAGCAGAAGCAGAACAUCCAGCAGGAGCUGAUGCAGCUGCGGCAGAACUCUGACCUCCAGAUCAAGUCCAAGGUCAAACUCAUUGAGGAAGCCGAGUACAACCGCAAGAAGGUGGAGGAGGAGAUCCGCCUCAUCCGCCUCCAGCUGGAGAGCACUGAGAAGCAGCGGACCAGUGCUGAGACAGAGCUGCAGGAGCUGCGGGCACGUGCCGAGGAGGCCGAGCGGCAGAAGAAGCAGGCACAGGAGGAGGCCGAGCGCCUGCGCCGGCAAGUCAAGGACGAGAGCCAGAAGAAGCGGGAGGCAGAGGAAGAGCUGAAGCGCAAGGUGCAGGCGGAGGGAUAGCUGGAGAGCACUGAGAAGCAGCGGACCAGUGCUGAGACAGAGCUGCAGGAGCUGCGGGCACGUGCCGAGGAGGCCGAGCGGCAGAAGAAGCAGGCACAGGAGGAGGCCGAGCGCCUGCGCCGGCAAGUCAAGGACGAGAGCCAGAAGAAGCGGGAGGCAGAGGAAGAGCUGAAGCGCAAGGUGCAGGCGGAGAAGGAUGCAGCCCGGGAGAAGCAGAAGGCGAUGGCAGACCUGGAGAAGCUGCGGCUGCAGGCGGAGGAGGCCGAGCGGCGGAUGCGGCAGGCAGAGCUGGAGAAGGAGCGGCAGAUCCAGGUGGCGCAGGAGGUGGCUCAGCGGAGCGCCGAGGCCGAGCUACAGAGCAAGCGGCUGUCCUUUGCAGAGAAGACGGAGGAGCGGGAGAAGCAGCGGCAGCUGGCGGAGGGCACAGCCCAGCAGAAGUUUGCAGCAGAGCAGGAGCUGAUCCGCCUGAAGGCGGAGAUGGAGAAUGGGGAGCAACAGCGCCUGCUCCUUGAGGAGGAGCUCUUCCGGCUGAAGAACGAGGUGAGCGAGGCCAUCCAGAAGAGGAAGGAGGUGGAGGAGGAGCUGGCCAAGCUGCGGGCUGAGAUGGAGGUCCUGCUGGAGAGCAAGGCCAAGACGGAGGAGGAGUCACGCUCCACCAGCGAGAAGUCCAAGCAGCGUCUGGAGGCCGAGGCCCACAAGCUGCGGGAGCUGCUGGCGGAUGCAGAGAUGGUGAAGCACAAGAAGUUCGCGGAGCAGACGCUGCGGCAGAAGGCACAGGUGGAGCAGGAGCUGACCAAGGUGAAGCUGCAGCUGGAGGAGACUGACCACCAGAAGGGCAUCCUGGACGAGGAGCUGCAGCGGCUGAAGGAGGAGGUGACGGAUGCCAUCCGGCAGAAGGCCCAGGUGGAGGAGGAGCUCUUCAAGGUCCGGGUGCAGAUGGAGGAGCUGGCAAAGCUGAAGAGCCGGAUUGAGGAAGAGAACAAAGCACUGAUCCUCAAGGACAAGGACAACACACAGAAGUUCUUGGCAGAGGAGGCUGAGAAGAUGAAGCAGGUGGCGGAGGAGGCUGCACGGCUCAGCGUGGAGGCCCAGGAGGCCGCCCGCAUGCGGAAGCUGGCUGAGGAUGACCUGGCGCAACAGCGGGCGCUGGCAGAGAAGAUGCUGAAGGAGAAGAUGCAAGCGGUGCAGGAGGCCACGCGGCUGAAGGCCGAGGCGGAGGUGCUGCAGAAGCAGAAGGACCUGGCACAGGAGCACGCCAAGCGGCUGCAGGAGGACAAGGAGCAGCUGCAGCAGCGCCUGGCCGAGGAGACCGAGGGCUUCCAGAAAACCCUGGAGGCUGAGCGCCGGCGGCAGCUGGAGAUCACUGCCGAGGCUGAGCGCCUCAAGCUGCAUGUAGCGGAGAUGAGCAUGGCCCAGGCCAAGGCCGAGGAGGAGGCCAAGCGGUUCAAGAAGCAGGCAGAGGAGAUCAGUGGUAGGCUGCAUGAGACCGAACUGGCCACACAGGAGAAGAUGACACUGGUGCACACCCUGGAGAUACAGCGACAGCAGAGUGACCAGGACGCGGAGAAGCUGCGGAGGGCCAUCGCUGAACUGGAGCAGGAGAAGGAGAAGCUGAAGCAGGAGGCGGCCUUGCUGCAGCAGAAGGCGGAGGAGAUGCAGGUGGCCCAGCAGGUGCAGCUCCGCCAGGAGACGCAGAUCCUUCAGCAGACUUUCCUGACGGAGAAGGAUGCCCUGCUCCAGAAGGAGAAGUUCAUCGAGGAGGAGAAAACCAAGCUGGAGAAGCUCUUCCAGGAUGAGGUGAAUAAAGCUAAGAAUCUAAAGGCAGAACAAGAGCGGCAGCAGAAGGAGAUGGAGCAAGAAAAGCAGCAGCUGAAAGCCAUGCUGGAUGAAGCCAAGAAGCAUCAGAAAGAAGCAGAGGAAAAUGUGCGGCACAAGCAGGAGGAGCUGCAGCAGCUGGAGAGACAGCGGCAGCAGCAAGAAAAACUCCUUGAAGAGGAGAACAAGAAGCUCAGGGAGAGGCUUGAGCAGAUGCAGGAAGAGCACAAGGCUGCCCUGGCACAGACACGAGAAAUCAUGAUCCAGACAGAUGACCUGCCUGAGGAGGUUGUGGUUACAACGCAGCUGAUGGACAUCAAAGCUGUGCCCAAUGGCAGAGAGGUGGUGGAUGGCAUAGCACAGAAUGGGGAGCCAGAGUUUGCGUUCGAUGGUAUCCGCCAGAAGGUGUCUGCAGAGAAGCUGGCUGAGGCUGGCAUCUUGAGCAAGGAGAGCUUAGACAAGUUGGCAAAGGGCGUCGUGAAUGUUGACGAGCUCUCGCAGAGGGAAGACAUCAAGAAGUAUCUGCAGGGCAACAGCAGCAUCGCUGGUUUGUUAAUCAAACCCACCAAUCAAAAGAUGAGCAUUUAUGAAGCCAUGAAGAAAAAGCUGCUCACCCCGGGCACUGCACUGGUCCUCCUGGAAGCGCAGGCUGCCUCUGGCUUCAUAAUUGACCCUGUGCGAAACAUGAGGCUAUCGGUGAAUGAGGCAGUGAGAGAAGGAGUGAUUGGGCCAGAACUGCACAAUAAAAUGCUUUCUGCUGAACGGGCAGUAACUGGCUAUAAAGAUCCUUACACGGGAGACAAGAUCUCCCUCUUCCAAGCCAUGUCAAAGGAGCUUAUUGUCAGGGACCAUGGCAUCCGCCUGCUCGAGGCCCAGAUCGCCACCGGCGGCAUCAUUGACCCUGUCAACAGCCAUCGCCUCCCUGUUGAAGCUGCCUACAAGCGAGGCUACUUCAAUGAGGAGAUGAACCAAGUCCUCUCUGACCCCACGGACGACACCAAGGGCUUCUUUGACCCCAACACCCAGGAGAAUCUCACCUACCUGCAGCUCAUGGAGCGGUGUGUGACUGACCCGGACACGGGGCUGUGCCUCCUACCACUCACUGACCAGGCAGCCAAAGCAAGGGAGCUGCUCUACACUGACAAAGAAGCCAAGGAUGUCUUUAAGAAGGCUACAGUGAUGGCACCAUUUGGCAAGUUCCAAGGGAAGACUGUGACCAUCUGGGAGAUCAUCAACUCUGAAUACUUCACUGAGGACCAAAGGCGGGACCUGAUCCAGCAAUACAGGACUGGCAAGAUCACGGUGGAGAAGAUCAUUAAGAUCAUCAUCACGGUUGUGGAGGAAAGUGAGAAAAAGAGCCAGAUGUUAUUCGAGGGGCUCCGGGCCCCCGUACCUGCUGCUGAGCUGCUGGAAAGCAAAAUCAUCAACAAGGAUCUCUACAACCAGCUGCACCAGGGGAAGAAGUCCGUGAACGAUGUGGCAGAGAUGGAGUCUGUGAGGCAGUACCUGAAGGGCACAGAUGCCAUUGCUGGCAUCCUAGUGGAGUCGACCGGCCAGAAGUUCACCUUCUAUGACGCCUUGAAGAGAAACCUGCUGAAGCCAGAGAUUGCCUUGCCCCUGCUGGAGGCGCAGGCUGCCACAGGCUAUAUCAUCGACCCUGUGAGGAACAAGCUGUACUCUGUUGAUGAGGCAGUGAAGGCUGAGACCGUGGGGCCAGAGUUUCAUGAGAAGCUGCUGUCUGCAGAGAAGGCUGUGACAGGCUACAAGGAUCCCUAAUCCCUCUUCCAAGCGCUCAAGAAGGGCCUCAUCCCCACUGACACUGGGGUCCGUCUGCUGGAUGUCCAGCUUGCCACUGGCGGCAUCAUCGAUCCCGUGAACAGCCACCGGCUCCCACUUGAGGUUGCCUACAAGCGGGGCUACUUUGACCCGGAGAUGAACGCAGCUCUGUCCGCGCUCCUAGAUGAGGCCAAAGCUUUCUAUUGUCCCAACACCCAGGAGAACCUCACCUAUGCCCAACUGCAGAAGAACUGCCACCGUGACAAGCAAACUGGCCUCUACCUCCUCCCCCUCUCGGACAAAGCCAUCCAGUCACAGCAGGAGGAGAUCUACACAGACAGCCAGGCAAAGGAGUGCUUUGAGAAGGCAACCGUAGAGGUCCCAUCAGGCAGCCUGAAGGGCCGGACAAUGACCAUAUGGGAGUUGAUCCACUCAGAGUACUUCACAGAGGAGCACAGGCGGGAGCUCCUCCGUCAGUACAAGACUGGCAAGGUGACCAUUGAGAAGAUCAUCAAGAUCAUGAUCACCAUCAUCGAGGAGACAGAGACCAAGAAACAGGAGAAGCUGACGUUCAGUGGUCUCCGGGCACCCGUAUCUGCUAGCGAGCUGGUGGAAUCCUGCGUCAUCAGCAAAUCCCAGUACGAGCAGCUGAAGGAAGGCAAGAAAUCAGUGAAGGACCUCUCUGAGACAGAUUCAGUUAAGAGAUACCUGCAGGGGAGUGACUGCAUUGCCGGCAUCUAUGUGGAGGCAACGAAAGAGAAGCUAAACAUCUACGAGGCCAUGAAGAGGAACCUGCUGAGGCCCAGCACUGCUGUAGUUCUCCUGGAGGCCCAGGCCGCAACUGGAUUCCUGAUUGAUCCCAUGAAGAACCGGAGGCUGUACGUCAACGAGGCAGUGAAGGCUGGCGUCGUUGGGCCCGAGCUGCAUGAGAAGCUGCUAUCUGCCGAGAAGGCGGUCACUGGAUACAAGGACCCCUACUCGGGAAACACCAUCUCCCUCUUCCAGGCCAUGAAGAAAGGACUCAUUGUCAAGGAGCACGGCAUCCGCUUGCUUGAGGCCCAGAUUGCUACAGGUGGCAUCAUCGACCCUGUGCACAGUCACCGUGUCCCUGUGGAGGUGGCCUAUAAGCGGGGCUACUUUGAUGAGGAAAUGAACCGGAUCCUCUCUGACCCUACAGAUGACACCAAGGGCUUCUUCGACCCCAACACUCAUGAGAACCUCACCUACAUGCAGCUGAAGGGGAAGUGCAUUGAGGACCCUGAGACGGGCCUGUACCUGCUGCCCCUGCGGGAGCCAGAGAAGCCUAUGGUGGUGGAGACCACUCAGGUGUACACAGAGGCAGAGACACGGAAGGUGUUUGAGGAGACGCAGGUGGACAUCCCCGUGGGCAGCAGGGCAGGCUCGUCCAUGUCGCUGUGGGAGAUCAUGAACUCAGACCUGCUGCCUGAGGAGCAGCGGAAGCAUCUCAUGGAGGAGUUCCAGUCGGGCCGUGUGUCCAAGGAGCGCAUGAUCAUCAUCAUCAUCGAAAUCAUUGAGAAGACUGAGAUCAUCCGGCAGCAGAACCUCACCUCCUAUGACUAUGUCCGGCGCCGCAUCACGGCUGAGGACCUCUACGAGGCCACGAUCAUCUCCCUGGACAUCUACAACCUGCUGAAGCAGGGCUCCAAGACCAUCCGGGAGCUUCUGGACAUAGAGACCGUCUGGAAACACCUCUAUGGGUCAGGCUGUGUUGCCGGCAUCUACAUCCCCUCCUCCAAGCAGAAGCUCAGUAUCUACCAGGCACUGAAGAAGGGGCUGGUCAACUCUGAAGUGGCCCGCUCCCUCUUGGAGGCCCAGGCUGCCACUGGUUUCAUGAUUGAUCCUAUAAAGAAUGAGAGGCUGACAGUCGAUGAAGCGGUCAGGAAAGGUGUAGUUGGGCCAGAAAUCCAUGACCGGCUCCUGUCCGCAGAGAGGGCUGUGACCGGUUACAGAGAUCCAUACAGUGAGCAGAAGAUUUCCCUCUUCCAGGCCAUGAAGAAAGACCUCAUUCCCAGUGAAGAGGCCCUGAAGCUUCUGGAUGCCCAGAUAGCCACCGGCGGUGUUAUUGACCCACACCUUGGCUUCCACCUUCCCCUGGAGGUGGCCUACCAGCGGGGCUUCAUCAACAAGGACACGUACGACAUGCUGUCCGAACCCAGUGAGGUGCGGAGUUAUGUGGACCCCUCCACGGAGGAGAAGCUCAGCUACACGCAGCUCCUGAAGCGGUGCCGGAAGGACGAGAACAGCGGGCUCCUGCUGCUCCCGCUCUGCGACACGAGGAAGCUCACCUUCCGCGGGCUGCGGAAGCAGAUCACCGUGGAGGAGCUGGUCCGCUCGCAGGUAAUGGAUGAAGUCACAGCCCAGCGCCUCCAGGAGGGCCUCACCUCUGUCGAGGAGGUCUCCAAGAAUCUGAAGAAGUUCCUGGAGGGCACCAGCUGCAUUGCUGGUGUCUUUGUGGACUCCACAAAGGAGCGGCUGUCCGUAUACCAGGCCAUGAAGAAGGGUAUCAUCAGGCCAGGCACCGCAUUUGAGCUCCUGGAGGCGCAGGCAGCCACCGGGUAUGUGAUCGACCCUAUCAAGGGCCUCAAGCUGACUGUGGAGGAGGCUGUGCGGAUGGGCAUCGUGGGCCCUGAGUUCAAGGACAAGCUGCUCUCUGCUGAGAGGGCAGUAACUGGCUACCGUGAUCCCUACACCGGAAAGCUCAUCUCCCUCUUCCAGGCCAUGAAGAAGGGGCUGAUCCUGAAGGACCAUGGGAUCCGCUUGCUGGAGGCCCAGAUUGCAACAGGAGGCAUCAUUGAUCCUGAAGAGAGCCACCGCCUACCCGUGGAAAUGGCCUACAAGAGGGGCCUCUUUGAUGAGGAGAUGAAUGAGAUCCUGCUGGAUCCCAGCGAUGACACCAAGGGCUUCUUUGACCCCAACACAGAGGAGAACCUAACCUACCUGCAGCUCAUGGAGCGGUGCAUCACUGACCCAGAGACCGGUCUCUGCCUCCUGCCCCUGAAGGAGAAGAAGCGGGAGAGGAAGACCUCCUCUAAGUCCUCUGUCCGCAAGCGCAGGGUGGUGAUAGUCGACCCAGAAACUGGCAAGGAGAUGUCGGUGUAUGAAGCCUACCGCAAGGGCCUCAUUGAUCACCAGACCUACCUGGAGCUGUCGGAGCAGGAGUGCGAGUGGGAGGAGAUCACCACCUCCUCCUCCGAUGGCGUGGUCAAAUCCAUGAUCAUCGACAGGCGCUCAGGGCGCCAGUACGACAUCGAUGAUGCCAUUGGCAAGGGCUUGAUCGACCAGUCGGCCCUGGACCAGUACCGCUCGGGCACCCUCUCCAUCACCGAGUUCGCAGACAUGCUGUCCGGGAACAUGAGUGGCUUCCGGUCGCGGUCGUCCUCCGUGGGGUCAUCCUCCUCCUACACUGUCAGCCCGGCCCCCACACGAACGCAGAUAUCAAUGUGGACCGACCCAACUGAGGAGACUGGGCCGGUUGCUGGCAUCCUGGACACAGAUACUCUGGAGAAGGUGUCCAUCACGGAGGCGAUGCGCCGCAACCUUGUAGACAACAUCACAGGGCAGAGGCUGCUGGAAGCCCAGGCCUGCACCGGGGGCAUCAUCGACCCCAGCACCGGGGAGAAGUGCUCUGUCGCUGACGCAGUGAACAAGGGCCUGGUGGACAAAAUCAUGGUGGACCGCAUCAACCUUGCUCAGAAGGCCUUCUACGGCUUUGAGGACCCAAGAACCAAGACGAAGAUGUCAGCGGCCCAGGCACUGAAGAAGGGCUGGCUGUACUAUGAGGCCGGGCAGCGCUUUCUGGAGGUGCAGUACCUGACGGGGGGGCUGAUCGAGCCUGACGUCGAAGGCCGCGUCUCCUUGGACGAGGCACUGCAGAAGGGCACCAUCGACACGCGCACGGCCCAGAAGCUGCGGGAUGUGAACACCUACUCCAAGUAUCUCACCUGCCCGAAAACCAAGCUCAAGAUCUCCUACAAGGACGCGAUGGACCGGAGCAUGAUUGAGGACGGGACAGGCCUGCGACUGCUGGAAGCCUCCUCCCAGUCCAGCAAAGGCUACUACAGCCCUUACAACGUCAGCAGUGCCGGCUCCACCUCCGGCUCGCGGUCGGGCUCCCGGACGGGGUCCAGGGCGGGCUCGAGGCGUGGGAGCUUUGAUGCCACCGGCUCUGGCUUCUCCAUGACCUUCUCUUCCUCCUCCUACUCUUCCUCAAGCUUUGGGCGCAGAUACGCAUCGGGUCCCCAGAGUGCCGUGGAUGCAGGAGACCUGGCGCUCGCCUUGUCCCACCUGAACAGGAGCUGCGGAGGGGAGGCAGGCGGGACGCGCGCCGAACCGCGCGGGCCACCGCUCAGCGUGGCGUAGAGCCCCCUCCCUGCCCCUUCCGCGUCCUGAGGAACCUGCCUGCCUCUCCUGCUCUGCAUGUGGUCAAGCUGCUGGCUAAUCACUCUAUUAUUUUUUUAAUUUUUAAACUCCAUUUUUCUUCCAAAGCAGUGCCUAAAGUUUAACCAAAAAGACUAGACUAAUAUAUUAAUAUAUACGAUUGUUCUGAUAGUAUUUGUAUAUUAAGAGAUGAGAGAGAAAACACACUACCCUCCCAAGACCUGCAGUCCCAGGAGCUUGCUGCCGUUCGCGCCCUCUGCAGAGCAGGUCCCGCCGCCGCGAGGCAGACCCUGAGAACAGUUUUGUGUUUUUGAUCUAACCACUUCGUGACUCUUUUAUCGUGAACUCCGCCGGCUUCACCCCUGCCCAGCACCCCGAAGGAGGAGCCCGCCGGCCCCGGCCCCGGCCCCGCGAGGAAGGGGCAUCGCCUGCGUUGGGACCCCCGGCCCGACCGCCGCGCCGCAGCUCCGGAGCGGUCCCUGGACC
Molecule: messenger RNA, 11680 nt
Organism: Struthio camelus australis
Lineage: Eukaryota; Metazoa; Chordata; Aves; Struthioniformes; Struthionidae
Source: RefSeq, a predicted model, not a curated record